Messenger RNA from Caretta caretta (loggerhead turtle), 1123 nucleotides. NCBI's taxonomy places the organism in Eukaryota, Metazoa, Chordata, Testudines, Cheloniidae. The record is from RefSeq and is a predicted model, not a curated record.
AUGGACGCCCCACCCCGCUGUCCCCGCCCAGCUCGCUACCCGGGGUCUCCCAGCGGCUCAGCCAGCAGGGCAGGGACACAGACCCCCCCACGGACGCCAAGCCGUCAGCCCCUGUACCCAGCCGGCCUCCCCCAUCUGACGUCCGGCCCCCGGCGUCCCCAGCGGCUCAAGUCACCCCAGAGCCCCAUAGGGGAGACGGGGCCUGUGUCCCCAUGUGCGCGCAGGAUCCCGGCCCCCCGGAGUGGUGGUCACGCCCUGCAGACGCGAAGCCGUUGCCACGAGGUGGGUGUCCCCAUCCGUCCGCGGGGAUCCCAGCUCCAUGGCUGCGGGAGCUGUGCCCGGGGACGCUGCCAGGGGGGACGACCGGCCUCCGACCCGCGAGCUCACGGCUGCGCCGUCCGGUUGGUGCUCGCAGCCUCUGCCCGGGGCGGGCGCUCCUCGGCCUCCGGGCUGCCCAGACACCUCUUCACCUCGGCAGCCAGCCGGGCCAGGUGCCCCUGCAGCUCGCUGGCCAAGCGGACGCAGCCCCCGAUCGCCUCCUCCAGCUGCCGCAGCCGUGGGGCGCCCCCGCCCAGGGGGCAGGCGUCGGGGGGCGCCGACGGGUCUGCAACAACAGCACGGCACCGCGUCAGGGUCACUGCGAGGUCCCAGCCCCACGGCAGCCUGCCCCACUCCUGCCAUGGCCUCAGCCGCGGGCAGGGGCGCUGGCAAGGCGGGUGUGGACAUUAUGAGUAGUGGGGCAGGUGGGACCUCCCCAGCAGGGGGCGCCAUGGGGGCAGGAGAACGGGCUGCGCGGGCGGGUCGGUGCCCCCAGCAGGGUGUUCUGUGUGGGGGCAGGAGAACGGGCCGCGCGGGCGGGUCGGUGCCCCCAGCAGGGGGCGCCGUGUGGGGGCAGGAGAACGGGCCGCGCGGGCGGGUCGGUGCCCCCCAGCAGGGUGUUCUGUGUGGGGGCAGGAGAACGGGCCGCGCGGGCGGGUCGGUGCCCCCCAGCAGGGGGCGCUGUGUGGGGGCAGGAGAACGGGCCGCGCGGGCGGGUCGGUACCCCCAGCAGGGGGCGCCGUGUGGGGGCAGGAGAACGGGCCGCGCGGGCGGGUCGGUGCCCCCCAGCAGGGGGCGCCGUGUG